Messenger RNA from Juglans microcarpa x Juglans regia, 1173 nucleotides. RefSeq names its product putative peptidyl-tRNA hydrolase PTRHD1. The transcript has 2 exons. The coding region runs from base 157 to 711 and encodes 184 amino acids. The record is from RefSeq and is a predicted model, not a curated record. Gene Ontology annotation, molecular function: peptidyl-tRNA hydrolase activity. NCBI's taxonomy places the organism in Eukaryota, Viridiplantae, Streptophyta, Magnoliopsida, Fagales, Juglandaceae.
CAUAAAUAUAAUAGACCAAAAGGGGCCCCAAUUACUGUUUUUUUUUUUUUUGGAGGCCCAACAUGAUGGCUGAGGAAAGCCAGACCUAAUACGCUCUAUCUUAUCACUUUAAUAUAGCGCCCAAUAAAUAAAGCCCAAUAGCUGAGCUGAUCGAUCAUGGCAUCUCUUAUCUUCUCGCCAUUGCGCUUCACUUGCACUGCUUCCAAUUUUCACUUCCCUUUCUCAGGCCCUAGAAUCAGAGUUUGCGUCUCGCCUUCCCGCCGUGUCUGGACUAGGUCUUCGAAAUCAAUGAGUGAAUCCGCUGGACCGGAAUCACUGCCUCCUCAGGACCAAGACGGCGUCAAGACAGAGAACUCCGACGUCCUCGUUCAGUACGUUGUGCUCCGGCGAGACCUAAUCGACACGUGGCCGCUCGGAAGCGUCGUGACACAGGGCUGCCAUGCCUCCGUUUGUGCCAUUUGGUCCCACAGAGACGAUCCUCACACCGUCGACUAUUGUAGUGCCCAGAAUAUUGAUUCUAUGCAUAAGGUUACUCUCGAAGUGAAGGGUGAACCUCAGAUAUUGAACUUGUCAGAAAAGCUAACAACUGCUGGCAUAACUCACAAGCUGUGGUUAGAACAACCCGAGAACAUUCCGACAUGCCUUGCUACGAAGCCCUACCCCAAAUCUGUAGUUUCAUCAUUUUUCAAGAAGUUGAAACUCUGUAAGUGAUGUAACCUUAAAAUUUUGACCAUCCCAAUUAUAUUUGAUGUGGGUGUUGUUAGGAAAUGACUUGAACUAGUGGCUGACAUGCUUAGAUUUGAAUUCAAUUUUAUCUCAACAACUGAAGUAAAGCUUGAAAUCUGAUUAGCAGCCCACACGCAGGGUAGUAUAUGUUGUUCAUGCCUGUCUGAAUGAUUGGGACUGUAGAGAAGAUAAAAUGAUAGUGCAAGGCAUGAUCAUCGAGGGGAAUGAUCUCCUUGAAAACUCACAUUCAAGCAGAACAAGUCGGCCACGCUUUACUAAUGUCCUGUCCUGAAAACGGGAUCAUAGACUGGCCUGGAUCUAAUGAAACCUUAGACUAACAAGAAAAAACCUCUUUCUACUUCUCAACUACUUAUAAAAAAGUUCAAAAAUAGUAUGAUACAGAAACUUUUAUGGACCAACGGAUAUCAGUACAUGGUAAAGAAAGGG